AUGAAGACCUUGUUCAUCUUCUCUCUCCUCACCCUUGCAGGUACCGAUGCUGUUGCGCAGCUAGACACUACCCGUAGCCAGUGCUCUGAACAUUGUCAGCAGCAGCAACAACCAUGGCAACAAUGGCGGCAGCAGAUGUACCCAUGUGUGGAAUUUCUGCAGCACGAGUGCAGCACAGUGACACUGCCAUUUGUCCAGUCCCGUAUGUGGCAACUUAGCAGCUGCCAUAUAAUGCGACACCAGUGCUGCCUGCAGCUAGCACAGAUCCCGGAGCAGUUCAGGUGCCAGGCCAUCCAUAGCGUGGCUCAAGCUAUCAUGCAGCCGCAGCCCCAGCGGCAAGCUCCGGUUGAGAUCAUGAGGAUGUCGCUUCAGACCUUGCCGUCGAUGUGCAACGUGUAUGUGCCGGCAUACUGCACCCGCCACGGCAUCCCCAUGGCCAGAUGCAGCGGUGGAUGGGUCUGUGAGUCAAUGUAG
This is a messenger RNA of Triticum turgidum subsp. durum (durum wheat), 474 nucleotides long. Lineage: Eukaryota; Viridiplantae; Streptophyta; Magnoliopsida; Poales; Poaceae. The record is from the annotation of a GenBank genome assembly.